AUUGACGUGGCAAGAGGAAACAAUCAAGAGAGGUUUUGUUUUAAGGCUCAACAAGACAAGGUAAUUAAUUUUGAAUAUUUGUUUUCAUUAUUCAGGAGGCAUGGAUAGAAGGCUCUGCUUUGUUCUUCUUCUUGUACUAGCUGCUAUUAGCAGCUGCUGCUGUAGCGCCAAAGAUUUAGCAGCUACUGACCUUAAGAGAGAUGUCUCAGAGGAACAAGUUCAAGUCAGCGGAAAUGAAGAUCAGUGCUCAUUGUGUAAACAAAUUGCAUCUAACGUUAUCACGUACUUUUCAGAGAAUCGUCAGACCCUUUACAAUCUCUGCAAUGCGAUUCUUGACUGGCUUCCACGGUGCAGUAAAAUUGUGGAAGAGAUCUCCUCCUCAGACCCUGAAACUUUGUGCAAAUCGCUCCAGCUCUGCGAAGGAGUUGUUUCCAUUUCUCAAUAUGCAUCCAAUAGUAGCUGUGAUUUAUGUCAUCGUGCUGUUAUGGAGGCCAUACAGAAAUUGAAAAAUCCAGACUCACAGGUUGAAGUACUUCAGCUGUUCCUGAAGGCUUGUGAUUCUGCUAAAAAUUUUUCAACAAAGUGCAAGAAACUGCUUUUCGAAUAUGCCCCUUCGAUUCUGAUGAACUCCGAGCAAUUACCAGUAACAAAUGACAUCUGCACUUUGCUGCAUGUUUGCGACUCGUCAACUCUUGGAAUUGAGCAUUCUGCAUCUUAAGGAAGUAAACCAGUGGAAAUUAAACCUUGUUCACAUGUUGUAAACUGUGGUCUGCUUUCUUUUACAACCUUGUUCACAUGUUGUAGACUGUGGUUUGCUUUCUUUUACAAUCUUGUUCACAUGUUGUAGACUGUGGUUUGCUUUCUUUUAGAGGGUAGCACCCUCACUAGAUAGUACCCCAAGCAUAGUUUAUAUAAUACAAAACGUAUUAAUUGGCGUGUUUUUACAACACAAAACCUUAUUAAUUGGCGUGAUCUAUGUUUCCUCU
Ipomoea nil (Japanese morning glory) is the source of this 986-nucleotide messenger RNA. Its product is annotated as prosaposin-like. The transcript has 5 exons. NCBI's taxonomy places the organism in Eukaryota, Viridiplantae, Streptophyta, Magnoliopsida, Solanales, Convolvulaceae. Gene Ontology annotation, biological process: lipid metabolic process. Bases 101 to 718 code for a protein of 205 amino acids. The record is from RefSeq and is a predicted model, not a curated record.